CAUAUAUUAUCUUUCUCAUUGCUUCAGCCCCAAAGUAAAUUAAACGUUCUUCAAAAAAUCAAAUCGAGUCUAACGCUGGAUAUUUCGAUGUCUUCGAGUUCCGAUCAGUUAUCUUUUUUAUUAUUAUUCUAUUUUAUCAAUGAUCUUUUAUUAAUAAUUUUAAACGAAAUAUUAAGGUUAUAUUGGAUAAAUUCGAAUACAGGCGCGUACAAUUUAACAUUCCAUUGGUAUCACCAAUUUAACGCCUUGAGGCUAACCAACAUGGUGGCAGGGGAAUCAAAAAUUGUUCUCCCAUCGUACGGUGGAUAAUGAGAGGAUUUUAUUAUCAAGAAAUUCAAAAAAUCUCAAGUGACCUGACAAAUCAUUUACCAAAGGACAACUAUGAUGCACGGUUAAAUUAUUUGUUCUAAUGCGAAAGAGAGAAAGUUUAAUAAUGUCCUACGUACAAAUAACGAAAAGAAAAGGUUAAACUGACUACUGCUACUGCAAGAGAGAGAAAGAGAUAAAAAGAGAAAGUAAGGCAGAAAGAGAGAGACAGAUAGAUAGGUAGACUUGGCAACGUAACAACUGAUCAACCCGCCCCUUAAACUCAAGUUUGAAUCUUUUAACGGUCACGCAAGUUCGUCUGUACGCUAUUUAUUUUUCUGGACGUUCAAUUAUCUUAUUCAGGAUGGAAGUUAAUGACGAAGUCUUGGUUUGUGCAGCUGAAAUUAUUAAAGAUCGAUUGUACUUUGCGACAUUAGAAACAACAGUGAAACCCAAAAGUACGACCAACACGCAUUACUUCAGCAUCGAUGAUGAAUUAGUCUAUGAGAAUUUUUAUGCCGACUUUGGUCCGUUAAACUUAGCCAUAUUGUAUCAGUAUUGUCAAAAAGUUAAUAAAAAACUCAAAGCAGUGAUUCUGUGUAAAAAGAAAAUUGUACAUUAUACUACAAUGCAUCCAGAAAAAAGAGUCAAUGCCGCAUUUCUGAUAGGAAGCUACGCUAUACUGUAUUGCAAACGUACAGUGAAAGAAGUUUUUGAUUGUUUGACUAAUUGUCCUAACAGUCCACCAUUUAUAAUGUUCCGUGAUGCUUCGGUUGGUUCUCCGUGUUAUAAAAUAUCUUUAUACGAAUGUUUAAGUGCUAUUGACAAGUGCCAUCGACUUGGUUUUUUCAAUUUUCAAGAUUUUCGUGUUAAGGAAUACGAACAUUUUGAAAGGGUUGAAAAUGGUGAUUUAAAUUGGAUUGUUCCGGGAAAGUUCAUCGCUUUCUGUGGACCACAUGCUAAAUCCAAAAUUGAGAAUGGGUAUCCGUUGCAUGCACCAGAAUCAUAUUUCGAUUACUUCAGACGUAAUAAUGUCUCUACAAUUAUACGACUUAAUACUAAAAUCUACGAUGCAUCUAGUUUUACAGAUGCGGGAUUUGAACACAAAGAUCUUUUCUUCGUGGAUGGUUCAACCCCAACAGAUUCAAUAAUGCGUCAAUUUCUAAAAAUCUCCGAAAAUGCUAGUGGUGCUGUAGCUGUACAUUGUAAAGCAGGUCUUGGCAGAACUGGUUCACUUAUAGGCUGUUAUAUUAUGAAACAUUAUCAUUUAACUGCUCAUGAAACAAUAGCAUGGAUUAGAAUAUGCAGGCCAGGUUCUGUUAUUGGACAUCAACAGCAAUGGCUAGAAAAAAAAGAAGCGUUUCUUCACUCGUUGCUGAAAGAACCGCUACACUCUGAUAAUAGAAAUCCAAUACAUAAAUAUGGUAUAUAUUCAAUAAUGGGAAGACCUAAGACCUCAUUCUUAUUAAAUCCGAAUAAUAAUCGUGUCAUACAAGAUAAUGUUUCUGGAAUAAUGCAUAGAGUUGAUGGAAUCAAAUUGGAUGAUUCUACUUCUAUAGCAACUCUUAAAACAACUAAUAGACACCCAUCCUCGACGUUAACGCAAGGCGACAAAUUAAAUCAAAUUAAAGCUAGGAGAAGAAGGUUACGAAUAAAUCAAUCUUCUCUGGGCACUCCUCCUGGAUCAUCGACAGUUGUUCAUCCAUAUCUAGGACCAUUACUGCAAACUAGAAAUCAAAAAGGAGCAGCUAUAGCUACAUUAGCUGGAAAUAAAGAGAAAGGUCCUUUAAAAAGUUUGCUUGCACGGUCGACAACAACAACAACAGUUGUCAAAAGAAAUUGUAAAAACGGUGGUUGGCUGACGAUCAACAAUAGCUACGAUCCGUCUACUCGCCGUGUUAGAUCUAAACCAACAACACAGAUCCAUAGUAUCAACAACAAUACAACUACUACUGCUUCUGUCACAUCUAUGUCUAUAUCCAAAACAGUAACUAAGGCGAGUAUGAGAAGUUCCUGCAUCUCAGAGGCCCGUGCUACAAACUCGUCUACAAAUCAUUCGGUUGCACAACCACAACCAGGCAUGAAUAUGAUUCUUAGGUCAGCAGACCGUGUUACCCGCUAUCAUUCUCUCAGGCAUGCGCGCACGACAAAAAGUUGUAAAACUGCAUUUAUCAGAUGACUAACCGAUAUUCUCAGUGGCGUGGGGGAGGACAAUCCAGUAACCCGAGCGUCCCACCAGCGUCGAAGAUCUCAUCGCUUAAACCCCAUCAUUCAAUAAAUGCACUUCAAUGAUCUUUGAUAUUUGUAUAAACGAAUGCAGGUUAGAUAGAUUCUUUUAUUAUCGAGAAAAAAUUCCAAAUAUAUAUCUAUAGUCAUUUUCUUAUUGCAUAUUUUUCUUUUUCUUUUAAUAAAAAACAAGUAUUUAUCUCACUAGUUAAACUAAAAUAUAUUCAAAUUCUUUAAAGGAAUAUCGUCAAAAUGGUGAUAAAAACUUAUCACAUUUAAUACGUACAUACAAUUAUGCAAUUUUACUUUUAAUCGUUCUUCCAAUUUGUGAAACGUUGAACGUUCACAUUAAAAGAAAAAAAAAGGCCAAGACAGGAAAUUGUCACUUUUAUCAUUGUCAUCAUAAUCUCUUUUCUAUUAAUCUUCUGCUGGUCAGACAAAUAGAAAAGUAUAAUAAAUAUAUUUCCGCAAGAUUGUGUUGAUUUCGAUUAAUUGUCUAAUUGGAUUGUUCGUUAUCUUUUCUUUCAAUCAGAUCAUAAUAUUCAGAUUUAAUUUUACCUUUAUUUCUCGAUAUACAUAGUAAAAUGUAAGAAUCUUAUUACCGAGUUCUUUAUUGUAAGACAAUUCGUGACAUGUAAUAACAAAGUGAAUUUGAAAAUGACUAUUUGUCUAUCAUUGAAAUACAAAAGUUUUGUAUCGAUGCAUUACAUUACAUCACAUAUAACUUUCGCGUAACCAUUCUGUAAAUAAUAAUUAAAAACAACUAAGUCUUUAGAUAGAUUGGAUAUUUUUCUUAAAUGUGUUUCAUCGCUUUUUGAGCUCGGUAAAUGGCAUUGGGGGACAAAAAUUUGCAAUUCUACAGUGCACACAAACCUUAUAUAUAUAUAUAGAACUAGUUUAUAUGUUAUUAACAAAGUAUAUAUAAUUGUCUUUCAAUGUAUUAAAGAAGAAAAUUGAAAACAAUAGUGUAUAGAUAUAAUAAUUAUAUCGUUUCUUUUGCCAGCAACGCAUGUGCGUGUACGCGUAUGCGUUAAAGGCAAAAAGAAAAAAUUGUAUGUAUCAUAACAUCUCCUUCUAAUUUUAAAUCAAAUAGAAAAUAACUUAUCAGAAGCUAUAGUUAUUUUCAAAAAUUAUAUUACACUUCAUAUUAACACUUGUUAUAAUAUUAUAAUAAUGUAUGUAAGGCAUAGUCAUUCAAAAUCUGUAUUUAAGUAGAACACGUUAAUCCUUUGCAGUCGUAAAUUAGUAAGUUGUAUCUUGCAUCUACACGCUAAUCAUUUAUUGUUCAUACACGUCGCACUGUGCGAAUAUCGCAAUAUUAUAAUUAAUACAAAAAAUUAAUGGAUUUGAAAAUAAUUAUAAUUAAUACGACUGUAAAGGGUUAAAAAAAAAAGAGAAGGUAUAAAUAUUCAAAAUGCUACACAUGGCUUCAUCGUGGUGCAAAAAUUAUUUUCAAAUCUUUUGACCGUACGAUUAUAUUUUAUCGCAAUCGUUCAUGUAAAUCUAUUCAAGUUUCUUUCUCUUUUACAUUUUUGUAACAACGUUAACUUAAAAACAUAUCACGAAAAAUAUAAUUAUAAUAAUCUGAGAAGAAGUCAAUAUUUAAAACGCUAAUUGUAAAUAUAUUCUCCAUUAUUAUUAUCAUUAUUAUUAAGUAAAAUAUUUAAGCAAGUAUUUAAAUUACUUUUUUCUCUUUUUUUUUAUUCUCUUUUUAAUGCAAAAAUUAAAAAUCUAGUCUAAUAUAUACGAUUAAAAAAUUUAUCUCUUGUUGUACAUAUCAAAGGAUUUGAAAACGAAAAGAAAUAUUUCUAAUCCUGAUGUAGCAAUGUGUAGAAUGUAUAUAAAAUUAUUUAAAAUAAGUAUAACACCAAUGUUAUAAGCUGUUACCAUUAUGGAUUAAUAUUCGCAGUCCCUUUUAAUUAAAUUUUUUAGAGAUAUCCAAUAAUUGAAUAAAUUAUUUGAUUUUUAUAUCAAAUAAUGUAAUAUAUUAUUCGAUGUGUAUUUCUUUUCUUUUUCCUUUUUUUCUUUUUCAAAAAAUUACGUAAUCCAUCAUAGCAGCUUAUACAUUUUGCGAUAUCACAAAAGAUGGAAUUUUAUAUAAUUCGCCAUGCGAAGACACAAUAUUGUAAUAUUUAUACAUCAUGGUUGUUUCUAACAACUUAGUCAAAUGUUCUUUGCUCUUAGAUGAUGCACAGAAAUAUUUUACUGUGGAGAAUCCACAGGAAAUGAUUCUAAGGAAUUGCAUAAAUUUACAUUAAGUAAUAUGAAUAACAAAUAGAAUGCCAUUUCCAAAUAUAUUACAGUAUAAUGAUUCAUGCGGAUUGAAAGAACAGUUCGCAUGUAAUUACAACCACGUACAUUAUAUGAGGUUUAAAAUAUUUCUGUAAUUCACUUAAAACAAACAAACAAACAAACAAAAAAAUAUAUAAAAUAAAAUAAAAUAAAAUCAACAAAAAAACAAGGAAUAAUAAUAUUAAUAAUAAUAAUAAUAAUAAUAGUGAAGUAGUAAUUAUUAGUAGCGUAUAAAAAGAAAUAUUCUGUUUUCCAUUAACACUUUUUAAAUAAAACUAAUGUUUCUAAUAAUAACAAAUACACGAAUGCUUUUGAUGUAUAUGCGUAUAUCACGUGUACCAAGAAAAAAUUUGUUGUAUGUAUGACUUUUUAUGCAGAUGCAAUAAGAGGAAGCAUUUAAAAAAAAUAAAAAUUGCUUACACAGAUAUUGUCAUUGACGUAUGACAAGCAAACUAUUUUAGUAAUACGAUAUAAUCGAUGUGUCAUAGCAGAUCCUAGAAAAAUAGGAUCUUAGAGAGAAAAUGAAAAUGUUUUAUAGAUUUGAAAAUAUUUGCUGAGAAUUGUAGAUAUAUAUGAAUUACUUCUUUUGUAUUUCUAACAAAUAAUUUAUUUCACGAUUAGAAAUCAAUUAUUUUAUUAGCUCGAAAAAUCACUUUAUGGUUUUUAUUAUUUUUUUAAGAUAAAAGGAUUAUAAAUCGGCAUAAAAAAUUGUUAAGGCCUAAGAGUAUGAAUAGAAUUAUUAUUACGAUAAUAAAAUUUUAAUUAAAUGUGGUUGCGAAUUGAACGUCGAAAAAAAAAACUCUUUUAAGCGAAUAAAUACUUUAUUA
Messenger RNA from Polistes canadensis, 5651 nucleotides. RefSeq names its product dual specificity protein phosphatase CDC14B (gene cdc14). Lineage: Eukaryota; Metazoa; Arthropoda; Insecta; Hymenoptera; Vespidae. The record is from RefSeq and is a predicted model, not a curated record. Gene Ontology annotation, cellular component: centrosome; mitotic spindle; nucleolus. The transcript is spliced from 9 exons. Gene Ontology annotation, biological process: positive regulation of cytokinesis; microtubule cytoskeleton organization; cilium assembly. Gene Ontology annotation, molecular function: protein tyrosine/serine/threonine phosphatase activity; protein serine/threonine phosphatase activity. Bases 671 to 2485 code for a protein of 604 amino acids.